Molecule: messenger RNA, 1574 nt
Organism: Aspergillus ruber CBS 135680
Lineage: Eukaryota; Fungi; Ascomycota; Eurotiomycetes; Eurotiales; Aspergillaceae
Exons: 6
Coding region: 214-1458 (414 amino acids)
Biological process (GO): glycolipid biosynthetic process
Cellular component (GO): lipid droplet; mitochondrion; plasma membrane
Source: RefSeq, a predicted model, not a curated record
CCAAGCUUGACCUGACAGUAAUACACGUAGAAAAGAAACCAAAAACAUAAAAAUGACGUACAAGCCGUCCGAGUCACAUGUCCAAAGUAUGCCGGCUUGCAUUGCCGUUUAUGGUUACAUGUCCGCCGGGGAGAAACACCGUGAAGUCUCCCCCUGUGAUCUGAACCAGAGCUCAAACACAAUUUCAUCCAUUGGCAACAAACAAGAAAAAACAUGGCUGCUGACAGGGAAUUUGACAUUGUGCUUCUGGGCCCUACUGGGUAUACUGGUAAGCUCUGCGCGGAGCAUAUCGUUCAGAGCCUCCCUACGAACCUUAAUUGGGCUUUGGCUGGCCGGAACUUGUCCAAGGUUGAGGGUGUCGCGAAGGAGCUGAAGGAGUUGAACCCUGACCGCGUGGAUCCUGCGAUUAUUGCCGUUCAGCUAAACCGCGAGGAAUUGCAGCCUCUUGCGCAGAAGACCAGACUUGUUAUCAACUGCGUUGGACCUUAUCAUUCGUAUUCGACUCCUGUUGUUGAGGCUUGCGCUUCCAAUGGGACACACUACGUUGAUGCUACGGGAGAGACCCCAUGGGUGAGGUCCAUUAUCGACAAGUAUCAUGAAACGGCCAAAUCAAAUGGCGCUAUUGUUAUCCCCUCUGUUGGAAUUGAAAGUGCACCCGCGGAUGUCUUGACCUGGUCCACUGUUAAGACUGUUCGUGAGAAGCUCUCCUGCCAGCCCAGAGAUGUGGUCAGCGCCAUCGAAGAGAUGAAAACAUCCGGUGCCAGCGGUGGCACUCUCAACACUAUUUUGACCAUUGUUGAAUCUCUUCCCGCCUCCGAUCUGAUGAAAAUCGCAGACCCUUAUACUCUUGUAGCUUCUAAACCAUCCCGCCAAAUCCCCAACGAGCCCCUUAUUUCCCGAAUCCUGGGCAUCCGUUCCGUGCGCGACCUCGGUACGCUCACCACCUGCCCCUCCGGAACAGCAGACGUGAGCAUCAUCCACCGCAGCAGCACUCUCAUGCCCGAAUUCUACGGACCCAGCUUCUUCUCCCGCCAAUUCCUGCGCGUGCGAAACGCAUUCGUGGGCGCUGCCGUCCACCUAGCCUUCAUGGCCGGAAUAGCACUCAUCCUCCUGCCUCCGGUCCGGACUUUGUUGAAACGCUACAUCUACACUCCCGGCAAUGGUCCUACUAAGGAGGACUCCGUUAACGACCGCGUCGAGUACCGCGCCAUCGCAACGGCAGACCAGGAUGUCCCAUCUCCGCAGCGGGUGUUUGGCAAGUUGACGUACGAUGGGUCGAUGUAUUUCUUCACUGGACUUCUUAUGGCUGAGGCCGCGAUGACCAUUCUGGAUAAUGAGGAGAAGGUGAAAAAAGUCUCUCGUGGUGGUAUUGUGACCUCGGCUACGUUGGGACAGGAGUUUGUGGAUCGUUUGGAGAAAGUGGGAUGUCGAAUUGAGACGCAAGUCUUUGACAAUUGAUUUAUUUGUUGUCUUUUUCUAUUCUUUUAUUAAUGAUGACUUUAUGUGUAUUCUUUUGAUAUCUCUUAGCUAUAGUCAGAUAUGCAGUCAUGCCAUAAAACCAUGAUUCCCCUGCC